UCAUAUUGUAGUUGAUAUUAAAUUUUGCAUUCUGUCAGUAUGGUAUUUGAAGGGAAGAUAAUAUAUGGAAAUGAGUAAUGAAAGUGCAUGCUUUUUGCUACAUAUGAGCCUUUUGUGUCACAUUCAUUACAUUUCUAAAAAAUACCCAUCUUUUCUGUUUUUCCCCCCCAGAUUAAUUCAGAUUUUCUUUUUUAAUUCCUGACCGAAAAUAUAUAUUAAGUUACAGAUAAAGUUGAUUAUAAUAUUAUACAAUAUUCAGGAUAAAUUAUAGAUGUUAUGAGCUGUAAAUAGUGGCAGAUCACAGAAAUGUAAUGCAUUGCCAUUUUAGUAGUUUAUAAUUGUUAUAGUGGAGGUGAUGUCUUGCAGAUUCUUUAUAAUUUACUUCAUAAUAGGCUAAUAUUCAGAAUGUCCUGAUAGAAUGUAUACAUGGCAGUUGAUGGCUUCUUACAAGAGUUCUUUCUUAGAGAUCUUAGAAAAUUCAAAGAUGCCAAGAAGCAAUUUGAAAAAGUCAGUGAAGAGAAAGAAAAUGCACUAGUAAAAAAUGCUCAAGUACAGAGAAACAAACAGCACGAAGUUGAAGAGGCCACAAACAUUCUGACAGCAACAAGAAAAUGUUUUCGACACAUAGCCCUCGACUACGUUCUUCAGAUUAAUGUCCUUCAAUCAAAAAGGAGAUCAGAAAUCCUAAAAUCAAUGUUAUCCUUCAUGUAUGCCCACUUGGCCUUCUUUCAUCAAGGAUAUGAUCUAUUUAGUGAACUUGGGCCCUACAUGAAGGACCUCGGUGCACAGUUGGAUCGAAUGGCUGUGGAUUCAGCAAAAGAGAAAAGAGAGAUGGAGCAAAAACAUUCCACCAUUCAACAAAAGGCUGCCUUACAGGAUUUCUCCAGUGAUGAUUCUAAGUUAGAAUAUAAUGUAGAUGCUGCAAAUGGUAUUGUUAUGGAAGGAUAUCUGUUCAAACGAGCCAGCAAUGCAUUCAAAACUUGGAACAGGAAAAAGCCCGAUCAUAUCAGACGCUGGUUUUCAAUACAGAACAAUCAGUUGGUUUACCAGAAAAAGUUUAAGGAUAACCCCACUGUGGUGGUGGAAGAUCUAAGGCUUUGCACAGUGAAACAUUGUGAAGACAUAGAACGGCGAUUCUGCUUUGAGGUGGUCUCUCCAACAAAAAGUUGUAUGCUUCAGGCAGAUUCUGAAAAGCUGCGCCAGGCAUGGAUUAAGGCUGUUCAGACCAGUAUUGCUACUGCUUAUAGAGAGAAGGGUGAUGAAUCAGAGAAGCUGGACAAGAAGUCAUCUCCAUCUACAGGAAGCCUGGAUUCUGGAAAUGAGUCAAAAGAUAAAUCAUUGAAAGGAGAAAGUGCACUGCAGCGAGUCCAGUGUAUCCCUGGCAAUGCCAGCUGCUGUGACUGUGGCCUGGCAGACCCACGGUGGGCCAGCAUCAACCUGGGCAUCACCCUGUGUAUUGAGUGUUCUGGAAUUCACCGGAGUCUUGGAGUUCAUUUUUCAAAAGUACGUUCUUUAACUUUAGACACGUGGGAGCCUGAACUUUUAAAGCUUAUGUGUGAGUUGGGGAAUGAUGUUAUAAAUCGAGUUUAUGAGGCUAAAGUAGAAAAAAUGGGAAUAAAGAAACCACAACCAGGACAAAGCAGACAGGAGAAAGAGGCAUAUAUCAAAGCAAAAUAUGUGGAGAGGAAAUUUGUGGAUAAAUAUUCUAUAUUAUCAUCACCUCCUGAGCAGGAAAAAGAGAUGAUCUCCAAAAGUGGCGAAGAAAAGAGGUUAAGCAUUCCUAAACUUGGGCCAGGUGACCAAGGCAGAGCAUCUCCCCAAAGUUCAGUGGUUGCUGUAAAUAGCGACGAGGCCAGGCGGGAGUCUCUGUUCUGUCCUGAUGAGCUAGAUUCACUCUUCUCCUACUUUGAUACUUCUUCAAAACUACGUAGUAUCAGAAGUAAUGAUAGUGGAAUCCAGCAGAGCUCUGAUGAUGGAAGAGAAUCUUUACCCUCUACAGUGUCAGCCAAUAGUUUAUAUGAGACUGGGGGAGAAAGGCAAGAUUCUUCUGUGUUUCUUGAAUCUAAACAUCUUAAUCCAGGACUCCAGCUUUAUAGGGCUUCAUAUGAAAAAAAUCUUCCUAAAAUGGCUGAGGCUUUGGCUCAUGGUGCAGAUGUGAACUGGGCUAAUUCAGAGGAAAACAAAGCAACACCACUUAUUCAGGCUGUAUUAGGGGGCUCUUUGGUGACUUGCGAGUUUCUCCUACAGAACGGUGCUAAUGUAAACCAAAGAGAUAUACAAGGGCGGGGACCACUGCACCAUGCCACUGUCUUAGGGCACACUGGGCAGGUAUGUUUAUUCCUAAAACGAGGUGCCAAUCAACAUGCCACUGAUGAAGAAGGGAAAGACCCAUUGAGUAUAGCUGUGGAAGCAGCCAAUGCUGAUAUAGUGACCUUGUUACGUUUAGCAAGAAUGAAUGAAGAGAUGCGGGAGUCAGAAGGACUUUAUGGACAGCCAGGUGAUGAAACCUACCAAGACAUUUUCCGUGACUUUUCUCAGAUGGCAUCCAAUAAUCCAGAAAAACUAAAUCGUUUCCAGCAAGAUUCACAGAAAUUCUGAUUUUUUUCUUUUUUAAGAAGGGGAGAAUAGUAAAUCUGGUGACUUCCUUAAUGUAUAGAUUUGAAAACUCACACAUUUUUACUACUUUAAUUCUACUUAAUUUUAGUAGACAUUGAGUAGUUUGGAAAAAUGGUACCCAUUCUUUGGUAAAACAUAAGGCUUUAGUUGUUGGGAGAGGAGCCUUCUUUAGGACCCACAGAAAGGAGAAGAGCCUGUCUCAGGGCUAUUUUAUAGAUAAAAAUUGAACCCAGACUAAGGCCAUCUUUAGGUUACUAUGUCCUAAGAGUUUAGACAAAAAUCUCUUCUUUUUGCUAGUGGAUGGUAGCAUUGAUUUUUUUCUUCUGUGCGUCGUACCCAGUGUCAUUCAGUAAAGCAUUUUUGCAUCCAGUGGGAGCUAGGACUGGUCCUGCCUGCCUCAAGAGUAUGUCUUUUCUUCAGUUUCCCAGAUAACGUUAGUGGUUCAGAAAUGGUUUUGAUUUGCUUUGAUAGGCUAGCUCUUAUACACACAUAAAUAGUUUAAUUAGCUAGAGAGUAUGUUUCCCCAUUGGUUCAUAAAUGCAGUUAUAGAUACCUGGUUAUUGUCCAGUAUUUUAAUAUACAUACAAUGGUUAUACAGGUAGAUAUAACUCAGUCCUUCAGUUUUAUUCCAUUUUAUGCAGCAAAAAAGAAGCCCUUAACAUUUUUUUUUUUAAUCACCAAAAGAUUCUCAGUUAUAGAAAUUUUAGUUCUUCAUUGUUGGGUUGAUUUCCUAAAACCUGGACAAACUUAUUGAUGUAAUAAAACUGUUUCAAAAGUUACUUAAAUGUUGCAAAAUUAUGCUUUCAUCAUAUUGUAACUUUCAAAGGAAAAGCUGACUUAUAGAGUAAUGUAGAGCAUUUUUAUAUUUGAAAUUUGUCCUUUUUAAGAUACAUUUUUGCUGUUGGUCCUUGUGAAAGAAAAAUCUCUUUGUAAAAGGAGAAAAAAAAUGUCAUGUUUUUCUUAGCUUUAACUAAAAUAUAGCAUUAAAUUGCUUUUUAAUUUUUCCAACAUCUAUUCUGUGUACUUGUUGUAUACAGUGUAUGUUCAUUUAAAUUAUAACAUCUAUAUAGCUUUAGUAUUUGGUUUUAUGAAUCACAGACCCUUGAAUUCCAAAAUAUAGAUAUACUAAUUUAUCAUGUAUAUGCUACAAAUUAGUCUAAUUCCAUCUUUUGUUGAUAUAUCUUGUCAGGAUUAUAAGAUAAUUUAGUAUAAUAAUUUGCCUUCUUUUUUAAAAAAUGUUUUUAUUGAUUUUUUUUUUUUUUUUUUUUUUUUUGAGAGGAAGGGAAGGGGAGAGAGAAAGAAAGAGAAAGAGAAAUAUAAAGAAACAUUGGGCUCUCCUGAGCCCAAAACUUUGGCAUGUGCCCCAACUGGGAAUCAAACUGGCAACCUUCUGGUGCACACAGGAUAAUGCUCAACCAACUGAGCCAUACUAGCCAGAGCAUGGUUUCUUUCUAAUAUUGUCAACAAUUAAAUUUAAUCUUUUUUUUUUUUAUAAGUUGCAUGUGUUAUUGUUGAUACUCAGUUUCUAAAUAAGAUUUUAAAAUUUGGGUUAUCAAUAAGUAGGUAAAUACUAUUUAAUUGGAUAGAAAUACAUUUUCUAACCUCCCUUCCUCCCAAUAACUAGAGUUUUAUAAAUUAAUUGACUGUCAAAACGGAAUCUGUCUUAACAGGAAUUAUACUGAAAUAAAUUCACAUCACAGGAACGGUUCCAUGUUUGGUCAAAUUGCAUGCAUAUUAUGCUUAUUUAGUAUAUCGGAUAAGAAUAAAAACUAUAUUUAUGAAUUAUUUCUAAAGAAAUCUUAACUUCCAAAAGCCUUGUAAUUAAACCAAUAACAGGAACAUCCUGUUUUACCUCAGUCACAGAUCAUCUAUCUGGCUUGGCAAAAGUUUGAUUUAUAUAAUUUUUAUUAGAGUGUACUUUGAGAUUGAUUUUUUGAAAAACUCAAGAAUAAGGAAAUAUGUUAACAACAGAAAGAGAAAAGAGAGAUUCACUUUUCCUUUGCAGUGCUUAUUUCUGUUUUAAUCCUAGGAUUUCACCCCUAAAGCUCCUACCCUGUAUUUGAGGAAGCCUAGGCAGAUUUCCUUUGGAUCCAGCCCUCGGUGCUUCAGAAAACCUGUGGACUCUCUAGUUGUGAAGGCACUUCUUCAUGACACUCUUACCUCCUGUAGCCUGAGUCAUGAGUUGUUAAUGUGGCAGUAAUUAGUGCCUACUUGAAUCUUGGUACUACAAAAAUACAUUCCUGUGGCUUGAUUUCUUAAAUAUGCUGAGAUACAAUUUGGAUUAAAUUUGGCAGAAAUGAUACAGUAAACAGCAAGGCUGUAAAGUAUAAUAGUUUCAAGUAGUUACAAAGGGUGGCUCUUACCAGGGUAAAUUAAGCUGACAAGUAACAUCUUUUCCAUAGUAUGUAACAGAUCUGAGUAUUAUAGCGCCGUGAAUUAUUCAUUGCUUUAUGAGAAACUAUAGUGGAAGCAAAGUUAAUCUUACUCUUGGGCUUCAUAGGUCAUUGUGACUUGCCUUGGUUUUCUUUCCUUAACUGAUCUGCUGAUACUAGUUUCUGAUUCUUUCUUAUUAUUUUGUUAGUGCAUAUCAUUAGCUCAUUAACUUAGAAGUUAGAUUAAUAUUAAAAUAAAAAUAUUGUUUGCACUGGGAGGAGUUCAUCAGGUGCAGUUUCAUGUUAGAUCUAGACUAAAGGUAAUUGAGUAGUUACAUGCAAUUUUAUAAGGUUUAAAAAAUUACCUUUGGUAUAGUCCUUAGAAAUCCAGGAAUUUCCAGGGAUUCAUUACAUUACAGUGUUUGCCUAAUUUCUACUGGUCUUCACUAUAAACUUUAAUGAAUUUUGAUGUUUGUUUCUCAAAAUGUAUAGAUUUAAUUUGGAAUAUGUACUUGGGUUCUUCAUGAGUGCAUUUUGAA
This is a messenger RNA of Pipistrellus kuhlii (Kuhl's pipistrelle), 5527 nucleotides long. It is a transcript of the gene ACAP2, whose product is annotated as ArfGAP with coiled-coil, ankyrin repeat and PH domains 2. Gene Ontology annotation, cellular component: cytoplasm; endosome membrane. Lineage: Eukaryota; Metazoa; Chordata; Mammalia; Chiroptera; Vespertilionidae. The coding region runs from base 427 to 2598 and encodes 723 amino acids. The transcript has 22 exons. The record is from RefSeq and is a predicted model, not a curated record. Gene Ontology annotation, molecular function: protein binding; GTPase activator activity.